AGCUCUCAGCGCCGUCUCAGAGCCACUUGUGUUGUACCCUGACCCUGCUGGGAGCAGGCAGACGGGACAUUGCGCAGAGUCGCGUGCAGCAGGGCAGUUUGUAAUACCUUCUGCCUGCUGCAGCACCAGUGAGGGGAGCAGCUUCCCGACCUCAGCUCUCCCCAGCCCACCGUAGAGCCCGGGACCAUGGACGUGCCAUCCAACUGGACCUGCCCCGUCUGCGGGCAAGGUCGGGAGGAUGUCACCUAUGUGACCCCUUGCCAACACCGGCUCUGCUACGGCUGUGCCAUCUGGUGGGCCAAGAAGCAGCCGAGUUGUGCCGUAUGUGGGCACAAAAUAUUCAGCAUCCGCUACUCCAUGAGGGCGGAUGACGAUUAUCUUGAGUGUUCCAUCCCGCAGCCCACGGGACACUCAGAUGAUGGCCUGCAGGACGAGCAGGGGCCUGCAGAGACGGUGCUCGUUCCACCUGAGCACAGCUUCCCCGCCGAGGUCUGGGCUGCAUUUUUCAAACAACAUCCGGAAGACCUCGCACCCCUGCUCCUCUGCCUGCAGGAAGAGUUCCGGGCAAUGUCCGGCGACAACUGGUGGGAGGUGCAAUUGGGACUGUGGGCCACUGUGAACCUCAUCUGUGAGCACGGGCUCGACCAGGCAGCCUUGGUACAGGAGCUGGAGGCGAUGACCAACAGAGGGCGGGAGGACGGCCCUGCAGCCAGCCCCAGCAUCAGCACCUCCCAUCUGGAUCCUCCUGCCUCUGGCACCGAGGAGCUGCUCGGCAGCUCCACUGGGGGAUCUGGGCACCCCAGCACCGCCACUGCGACCGCAGCAGAGGAGCCGCAGGAAGAGCCAGGGCAGGCAGCAGCAGCGGGCCCUUCCAUCCAGAGCAGAGACCGCUCGUGUGGGAGGCCCCGGCGCGCCCCAAAGAGGAAGACCUGCAGCAGCCCCCAGGAUUCACCCCCACCCCGCAAGAGGCGGCCCCGACGGCGGCGCUAG
Molecule: messenger RNA, 990 nt
Organism: Meleagris gallopavo (turkey)
Lineage: Eukaryota; Metazoa; Chordata; Aves; Galliformes; Phasianidae
Molecular function (GO): metal ion binding
Source: RefSeq, a predicted model, not a curated record